Messenger RNA from Prorocentrum cordatum, 943 nucleotides. The record is from the annotation of a GenBank genome assembly. NCBI's taxonomy places the organism in Eukaryota, Dinophyceae, Prorocentrales, Prorocentraceae.
AUGUCGUUCUCCUUUUUUACAACCUACAAGUGCAUCGUUGUCCAGAUCGACAGUACCGUCGCCUACAACGACGCCUACACCGCAACCGCCGACGUCCCUAAACCUGUGUACAAGGAGGGUUCCAAGGAGGAUGAGGACUCCGACGCCGAGGGGGACUCUGCGGAGGCCGACCGCCUGGAGGGAGACACCAGCGCCGAACAGGACGAGCACAAGGAGGAGGACGUGGACGCGAACGCCUCCGCCAGCAGUGGCGCCGACGCCAGCCUUCAAGACCUCGAGUUCACCCGCGGCGGCUUCCACGACUUCGCCCGCGAUCACAUCAACGCGACCAGCGGCAAGAGGAGGCCCAGCAAGCAGCUGGCCCCGGCGGCCGCCGCCCAGGAGGGCGCCGCGAAGGUGCUCUUCGCGGCCCUCGAGGGCCUGCAUUCGGCGCGGCUGGCGCACGCGUUCGGCGCCCUCGCCGGCGAGCUGCGGCGCACCCGGCGCACCGCGGGGCCGUCGGUCGCGACGCUGGGCGGGGAGUCCAGCGACAUCAUGCGCGAGCUGCUCCAGGCGCAAUGCCGCGCCUCCGUGGAGCUCGAGCACCGCGUGAAGAUGGCCGGGCGCGUGGGCGGCUUAGUGCUGUGCCUGGCCAGUCUGCAGCGCACCCAGCUGCGCUACUCGUGGAUGCGCUGGACCGAGCUGGCGCCGGACGAGUGGCUCCCCAUGCCUCCGGAGCUCGCGGGGCGCGGCGCCUCGCCCUUCGCGCCGCCCCUGCCGCACCAGCUGGCCGGCGGAGGGCAGGUCGCGGCGGCCCGGGCCGUCUUCGCGGGUGCGCCCGAGGGAAGCCGCUCGGGCUCGGCGGCCAGCCGCGGGACGCCGCCCCCGGGGCGGGGCGGCGGCGGCGCCGUGGGGCACAAGCUGACGGAGUGAGCGGCGGCGGGCGCGGAGGGGCUGCGGAGGG